Molecule: messenger RNA, 2242 nt
Organism: Nicrophorus vespilloides
Lineage: Eukaryota; Metazoa; Arthropoda; Insecta; Coleoptera; Silphidae
Gene: jub
Product: LIM domain-containing protein jub
Exons: 7
Coding region: 184-2058 (624 amino acids)
Biological process (GO): negative regulation of hippo signaling; regulation of DNA-templated transcription; cytoskeleton organization
Cellular component (GO): nucleus; adherens junction; P-body
Molecular function (GO): transcription corepressor activity
Source: RefSeq, a predicted model, not a curated record
CGAGUUGGCAACGAUGUAUUAUUACUCAUUUAUCUCCACUUUGGGUUUUGUGUGGUACUAAAUACAUCUUUUGUUGUAUUUAUUAUUUAUUUAUAAGCUGUGAUAAUUCCCUUUUUAUUAUCCGUAAUGUGCUAAUUUUGCCCAAUACAUUUUGUUUCGUCUCGUUGUGUUUUCAUUUGUUUUAUGAUGUCUGGUAAGAGUGGUGAUAAAAGGAUGGAGCAGGAAUACAUUGAAAAGAUGCAAUUUAUGUCACUAAAUGGUCAGGAUGGUGAUCCAAGGUAUGGGAGGAUUAUCAAUAAGCCAGAAUCAUCAACCUACCAUGACAAACAAAGGUCGAUGGGAGCUAUUGAGAGCUUCACUGUUGAACGGAAUACAACACCCAAUCAUGAAUAUAAAAUGUAUGAACGCAACAAUAUUAUACAUAGUUCCAAGUUUGCAACCCCUAAGCAAGUGGAAACAAUUGCUGCACAACAGAAGAUUGAGGAGAAUGAUGUUUAUGUGCAAUGUGCCAAGCCUCAGGUAGCUGCAAGUCCAACUAGAUCAUUAAGCAAUGUUUCUCAAACUUCUGGAAGUCCUAGAACAAGUGUGGCUACAAAUGCACCUUUAUAUGAGAAUAUUGAAUAUUACAGUGGUAGACCGAACAAUGCUCCUUACACUUAUCGAACUGGACAAAACUAUUGCAAAGCACAACCUCAAGUACCAACUGGAUCAAAACAUGUAACAUUAACUGGUGAUGCUCCACCAGUUUAUGAGAAUGUACAUGAUUAUCACCAAGCAGUUCCUGGACCCCAAGUAGCUUAUGGAGCUCCUCCCCCAUAUCCCAAUCCAACCUAUCAGCAACCAAAUUUCUCACAGCAACAAAUGCAGCAGCAACCUGUCUACUCAGUUAUGCAAGCUCCCAAGCAGACUGCAGCUGUACCAAUGCCUGGUCCACAAUCUCCAUCAUUUUUCCAUAAUUCUCCAUCAAAAUCGAUGACUAAGCAGCAGCUAGAUGAAAUUAACAGUUCUGACUAUGUAUGCAUGACUGGAAAUGUGUCUCAAACACUCAGCACAAAUACGCAGUUUCAAACGUCAACAGCUAAAAAUUAUUACCGUGGUCCAGAUACUGGCAUUGCCGGUGCCCCAACUAAGCCUCAUAAAGAAUUUAAGCCAAGUCCGCCGCCGAAGAUGGAGAAACCCGAACCCAGAGUUGCGCCGAGUCCUACACCAAGUACAACUAGCAAUAAUAGUAUUAAGUUGAAAAUGAGCGGUAAAACUUUGUUGCCAUACAUCGUAACACCAACGAAACCACGGGGACCUACAGAGGCUGAAAGGAAAAUCGAGGAAAUGACUAGACAGAUUGAAGAGGAAAUGGAGAAGCAUGAAGAGGAGGGAGAAUAUUUUGGUAUUUGCCAUACAUGCCAAGAAAAGGUUACUGGAGCUGGACAAGCUUGCCAAGCUAUGGGUAACUUAUAUCACACAAAUUGCUUCAUCUGUUGCUCUUGUGGAAGAGCAUUGAGAGGUAAGGCCUUCUACAAUGUUCAUGGAAGAGUCUAUUGUGAAGAAGAUUAUUUGGGUUGUGAGUUAUCAAUUCCUGAAGAACCGAAGUACUCUGGUUUUCAACAAACUGCUGAGAAGUGUGCUAUAUGUGGACACCUUAUUAUGGAAAUGAUUUUGCAAGCUAUGGGAAAAUCUUACCAUCCAGGUUGCUUCCGUUGCUGCGUCUGCAACGAUUGCUUAGAUGGUGUACCAUUUACAGUAGAUGUCGAUAACAAAAUAUAUUGCGUCAAUGAUUAUCACCGUAUGUUUGCUCCCAAAUGCGCAGCUUGCGGAAAAGGAAUCACCCCAGUCGAAGGCACUGAAGAAACUGUAAGAGUAGUUUCAAUGGAUAAGGAUUUCCACGUUGAUUGUUACAUAUGCGAAAUGUGCGGAAUGCAAUUAACAGAUGAACCCGAUAAAAGGUGUUAUCCUUUAGAAGGAAGACUCAUGUGCCGUGGUUGCCAUAUAGAACGUUUGCAACACACUCCAAGACAAAUGCACCCAGUUGCAGCCACAUACCAAUACACUGGACAAAAUUAAAAUGAGAUAAGCGCAAAAGAAAAUCUGGCGGAUAAUUUGAAUACACUUACAGGAUACUGCCAAAAUUGAUGUUAACGAAAUAUUUUAUCAGUUUAAUUAUUAGGUGUUAUGCUAAAUAUAACGAAAUUUUAUAUACAUAAUUUAUUAACGCAUAGACAUUGCAAUCAGAGCUCAAUAUAUGAAA